GCCGCGUUUGAACCGUGGCGGGCGCUGCGAGCUCCGCAUUGCGAGCUGCCGCCAAUGGAGCCCGUCCUGAAAGGUAUUUCUGCCUUUGUAGAAGUUUGGUCAUCUAAUAGAACAGAAAAUUACUCAAAAACCUUUGAACGGCAGCUUCUGGAUAUGGGAGCAAAAGUUUCAAAGACAUUGAACAAGCACAUAACCCAUGUGGUCUUCAAAGAUGGACGUUUGACUACAUGGAAGAAAGCACAGAAGAUGGGUGUAAAAAUAGUUUCUGUACUCUGGGUGGAAAUGUGUAGAGAAACUGGAGUCCAUGUUGAUGAAUCCCUAUUUCCUGCAGUAGACACUAAUGAAGGACUUCUACUACCAGUCAGAAAACACAAAUGUAUGCAGCCAAAAGACUAUGUUGAAAAAACUCCAGAAAAUAAUAUAAAGCUUCAGAGAAGACUGAACAAAAUGGCUAAAGAAUUAACUCUACAAAAGACAGCGGUUAUUGCUGAAACAGAUGUACCCGUUUUAUUAUUUGAAGACAAUGGUUCACUUAUAUACAGCCCUGUUAAUAAGAUAAAAGAUCAAUGCAAUACAAUGGAAAGAAGAAUAAAUGAUAUGAAGGAAAAAAGAGAGAAUCUUUCUCCUACUGGUUCACAAAUGACUCAAACACUUCCAAGUAGGUCAGCAGGAGACAGCCCACUUUCUACUUCUAUCUUAACUAAUUCAGAAGAUGUACUGCUACCCGAAGAUCAAAUGGAAGACUGCUUGAACUCAAGUUACGAUUAUCUUCAGAGAACUGAAACUUUAAAGAGACGGAGAAAAGAGGUAGCAGAACAUGCCUGUGAUACUUGGACUGAUACUCAUGUAUCCAUGAGUGCAUCAGUGAACUCUCCAUCACAUGGCAAUGAGGAGAACUUAACACCAAAACGAGGUCCUAGAAGUUUAACAAAGAAACAGGUUAUACAGCACAUUUCAGAUGACAGAUUGGCUUUUGGAAAAGAAUAUUUGAAGUUUCCAAAGAAAAAUCAGAAAAACAAGAAGAGAAAGCCUACUUCAAUUGCAAAUGAAAGUUCUCUUCUCAAGGACUUUGGUGAUUGUACUCCUACCAAAAAAAUAAUCCAGUUAAAUACUGUUCCUGCUUUGAUUGACAGUCUCCCUAAUUCAUCUAUGAGUAGCGAAGACUUAAAUGCUUGUUCGCUGGAUAAAAGCUUCUCUGUUGACAGAAAUGAUUGUGUUCUUGAAGGCAAGAGGAGGAAGAAACUACAAACAUUACCAAGUUUGAAACUGGCUUUCUCAGAACUGGGUGCAUCAGGUUCUAUGGGGUUCUUGCAAGCAGUUACUACACGUAACAAGUCUUACUGUACGGAAGAGGCUUCUUAUGAAGACUUCUUUUCAUCAUUUAAUUCAAAUGAAAAUGAAGUGCAGAUAAAAGUACCAAAGGAAUCACAGAAUCCUCCUGAAGUUUGUUGCAAAGACUCUUCUACAAGCAUGGACCUACAUGAUGUGAGUUUCUGUGAGCCACAUAACACUAUUAAGAAAAGUAGAAAAAUGUCUAUUUCAGUGAAUAAUUUUCCAGCAGAGGAAAAAACCAAACCAGCUAAACAUCCACGAAGCAUACCAUUAAAUAUAUCAGGUGGUGAAAAAGAUGACACUGGAGAAGCUCUACAUGGUGAUGAUGUGAACAGGCUGACACAGCAUGCUCCUGAAAAAUCUUACAGCAGUGUAAAUGACUGUGCUGAUACUACUGGUGGUGAAAAUGAAGUUUCAGAGUGUCGUAUUACAGAUGGCUCUUGCAAAAUUUUUAACAAAUGAAAGAAUAAGUCCACUGGGGGCUUAAGGAAAGCCAGAAGACUCCGAAAGGCUGAAGAGGCUGGUUGAACUUACUCUAGGAGGCGAAAUAAUAUCGACUGAGGCACCUGAUGAAACCCUGGGUUCGCCAAGUUCCAAAGAUCCAAGAGUGGCCCCACUUCGUCACAGAACUAAAUACAAGAUAAGUCUGUGUCUUCUAAAUCAGUUGUCUACAUUUUGCCUGUCUAGUAUUACAACAAUAGAACAGUGGGAGAAGACCAUCUUGCUUUGCCCCAUCCUGGCUUUCACCCAAAGCUGUGUAGAAGCCCAUGAAAUGCCAGAUGCAGCAGGAGGUUCUUGCCUUGAAGUAUGUUAAAAGUUAUUAAAGAAAUAAUGGUUAACUAAGCUGCUUAGUAUUGCAAAUCAAAGAGUAAGGUACAUUUUCAAAAGCAAAUACUGUAGUAUGUAAAGGACAGUAUUAAACAGUCACUAAAGGUACUAGUUGUCAUAUUUGGAAGGUGAGAAAUGGGUCUAACCUAUUUCUGUGGGUUCUAGGGUAACUUCCAUUCUGAGCAAUACAUACAUGAUAUCUUAGGAAUGAAGCAAAUUAUGUUAUUUUACUUGGUAAAAAUUAUUGCAAAUUGUUGAAUUUUUUUCAUAAUUACCAAGAAAAAAGGAGCGGUAACAAUAAUUGUCUAAAAGAAACACCAUCCUCAACUUCAGUCUCUCUGACAAAGUAUCAAAGAUUCUAAAGGUUAUGCUAUUAAAUUUUAUAUAUAAAGUGGGCAUGCAAAUAAAAAGAACUGGAAACUGUAAUUCAAAAAUCUUCAAGCUCAUUUCCUCUAUGUACACUUGAAGAAAAUAGAAAAGAAAUAAAAAAAUUUUUAAAAAAAAGUAAAUUAAGAACUUGCUGUCAAUAAUUGAUGGGGAAAAUCACCCAUUUUGCUGUUUGGACCAGUCAAGGAUGACAAGUUUAUGGUCAUGUUAAUAACAAACAAAGCACAGGAAAAUAUAUCUUGAACGCUACCAAGAGACUGGUUUUGUAAAACAAGCAUCUGUUUAUUCCAUUUUUACUGAUAACUUCUUGGAGAGGGUGAAUUCUCUAUUUCAAUUUUGUCUUGUAGAUCUGUACAAGAAAAUCUUUGUUGAUUUUGUACACAAUUUCAUACCUGUAUUACCAAUUUUGUAUUUCCAGAAUGAUGGAGAAAUGGUUUCUACAACGUAGUUUUUAAACACAUGUAAUAGCACCACUUCAGAUCCUUUCACUGAAAUUUACCUAAAGGAAAUAGAACAAUAAACUGCAAAAUUGUGUCAUCCAGAGUAGUGUGGAAACUUUAUCUGGUAACAUACUAAUCUGAAAGUAAGAAAGCAUUUUCUUUUGAGUCCUGCCAGUUUUCUUUUGCUUAGCAAAUACUCGUUGAUAGACAGAAACAAGCACUUUCCACAAUAAGUAAAAACAGAUGCAUUACUUAAGAAAGGAAUGCAGAAUCCAGAGUCAGAAUCAUCUCUUGCGUACUUCAAAAUCCAACAUUGUUCAAUAUAUUUGUCCUUAUCCAUUAUGUGCAGAUGGUUUUGCAUGGAGCAUGGUGAAGUAUCUUUUUGUAUUUGACAAAUGACAUUCGGUACAGCAAUAAUUAUAACCUUUCAGGGUAUCAAGACAAGGAAAAAUGAAUCUCAGUU
Messenger RNA from Catharus ustulatus (Swainson's thrush), 3450 nucleotides. It is a transcript of the gene MCPH1, whose product is annotated as microcephalin 1. The record is from RefSeq and is a predicted model, not a curated record. Gene Ontology annotation, biological process: mitotic cell cycle. Lineage: Eukaryota; Metazoa; Chordata; Aves; Passeriformes; Turdidae. The transcript has 10 exons. Bases 55 to 1794 code for a protein of 579 amino acids.